Saprolegnia diclina VS20 is the source of this 1123-nucleotide messenger RNA. RefSeq lists its product as hypothetical. The transcript has 11 exons. The record is from RefSeq and is a predicted model, not a curated record. Bases 4 to 1062 code for a protein of 352 amino acids. Lineage: Eukaryota; Oomycota; Saprolegniomycetes; Saprolegniales; Saprolegniaceae.
CCCAUGUCCAUUUUCGAGCACGUUUUUCGACUGUUCCACGAGCGAAGGCCGACGACGAUGAAGCCGACGCUGCUGCUGCUAGCGCUCCAUGCGAUGGCCUUGACUGCGCUCGUCAUCGAGCGGCCAUGCUGCACUAUCGCCAGCCACAUCCCAGCCCACUUUGGGCGCAACAUCUCGGACGACAUUCCCGAGCUGCUUCAUGGCGAGAUUGUGUCAGCUCGGCCAUUCGACGCGUGCGGCGAUGUCAUCGAGAACGACGUUGCCGGACGCAUCGUGCUCGUCGUGCGUGGCAAGUGCAACUUUGCGUACAAGGCGCUGCAGGCGCAAAAGGCGAACGCGAGCGCGAUCGUCGUCAUGGACGACAAGCCCAAGGUCCACGACGAAGUCUGGGGCGUGCACAUGAUCUCGGACGGCAACGCGUCCGACAUUGUCAUUCCGUCCGUCUUUGUCGCAUACCAGACCGGCGCGGCGCUCUUGGCGCAGCUCCAGCAGGACGCCAAUUUGCCGCCGCUCGUGACACUCAACAGCACCGGGCAAGGAGUGGCGACGUUUCGACAGCAUAGCAUUUUUGAAGGCAUCGUGCUCUACGUGUUGUCCACGUCAGUGAUGUUUGUCCUGCUCAGCGCACUCUGCUUUGUGCUGAGCAAGAUCGUUGCUUGGUACCAGCAAACAGCACGAACUCGGGCGGCACGACGCUUGCCCCUGCGGCAAUACCAUGUAAAAGCUGAUGAAGACGUGUGUUCCAUUUGCCUCGAGAGCUUUGACGACGGUGUCUGGCUCAAAGUGCUGCCGUGCGACCACGAGUUUCAUCAAGGAUGCAUCGACCCGUGGCUUCAACACCGCAACGGCAACUGUCCAUUAUGCAAACGCGAGGCCCUGGACGGCGAUGUGUGCGUCGACGGGAUCUGGGCAAACCACCACACAGGUCUGGGGAGCUGGCUUCCGUACAUUCUGGUGUCGAACGAAAACAAUUACUCGGUGCAGAUGUUUUUGUACGGUGUCAUCAUGAUGCUUCCCCUGCUCGUGGCAGUGGCUCUCGGGUACUUCACUGUCGACCUCUAAGCAUUGUCUGCGCUUCUAUCCUAAUGUCUUAUAAAUAUUCCAACUAUUGUCUUGGGCUCAA